Quercus robur (English oak) is the source of this 1413-nucleotide messenger RNA. RefSeq lists its product as uncharacterized. NCBI's taxonomy places the organism in Eukaryota, Viridiplantae, Streptophyta, Magnoliopsida, Fagales, Fagaceae. The transcript has a single exon. The record is from RefSeq and is a predicted model, not a curated record. Bases 1 to 1413 code for a protein of 470 amino acids.
AUGGAGCAACAACAGCGACUUCUACAUUUCUGCGAUUCAAAGCAUCCCUUGGUCUACCUUCCAGACAACAGAGGUGGAGCUACUUGUCAUGGGUGCCAAGAAUCAAUUUAUUGUCCUAGCUACGGGUGUCCAAGAGAUGGAUGCCCUUGGUACUAUCAUCAUAAAUCGUGCGCAGAAGUACCUCUUGGGUUGCACCAUCCCUUGCACCCAUUACAUCCUCUUAUUCUUUUUGACGAAAAAACUGGUUAUCUUGAGAAAGAAAACAGCAGAUGCCAAGUUUGUAAUGAAUCUCGUAAGGAAUACACUUAUCGUUGUUAUCGUUGUGACUUCAACCUUCACAUCAAAUGUGUUGUUGCCCAACUUGAAGUUGAAUUCCACAAUCACCCAUUGACUCCCUUUGGCAAGUCAAUCACAUUCACUUGCGACAUUUGCAGCAAAGAAGGCAAGGGUGUGCCCAAUUUGUGUGCCACAUGCUGUUUCUGGAUUCAUAGAAGUUGCGCUUCUUUCCCACGCAGACUCAAGGUUGUAUGUCACAGACACCCCCUCCACCUCACCCAUUCUUCUCUUGAACUCCAUGAUUCCGACCCCCGAUUUUGUCAACUCUGUGUUCAAAAGGUGGACACAUGCUACGGGCUUUACUAUUGCUCCAAAUGCGAUUUCGUUGCCCACCUCAAUUGUGCUAUAAACAAGAGAAACAGGGAGGACAUAAAUUUACUGGAACUUAAAGAUGAGGAGAACGAAGAUGCAAAGCUCGAUCAAUCUGUUGAGUCAGCAGCAACUUACAAAGUCAAAAAUAGCAAAGUGGUUGAGGACGGAACUGAAAUACCCGCAAAAAUUGAACACUUCAGUCAUAAGCAUGACUUAAAGCUCACUGAUGAGGAGGUUUACAAUAACGAAAAAUGCGACGGGUGCAUAAGAGCCAUUUGCCCUCCUUUUUACAGUUGUGCUAAGUGUAGCUUCUUUCUUCAUAAAUCUUGUGCUAAUUUACUAAUGAAAAAGCAACACCCGCUUCAUCAACACCCACUCACCCUCCAAGAGUCGUUUUUUUUUUUGUGUUUUGCCUGUGUCCAGAGAACAAAUGGCUUCGUCUACAGUUUUAAGUCAUGCUGGUUUGAACUUGAUGUUCAAUGCAGUUUGGUCCCAGAAAUCCUUACCCACGAAGGUCAUAAGCACCAACUCAUCCUCUCAUACAUAGACUUUGAACAGAGUUGCAGUAGUUGUGGUGAUAGAAGAUAUCAAGUAUUUCGUUGUAUCGCUUGUGAAUUUGCACUCGACUUUAAAUGUGCAAAACUACCACAAACCACAAGAUACAAACAACAUGAGCAUCCCUUCACUCUCAGUUAUGCAGCUGAAGAUGACUCUGGUGAAUAUUAUUGUGAUAUUUGUGAAGAAGAACGAAACCCAAGCCAUUGA